This is a messenger RNA of Colletes gigas, 2606 nucleotides long. Its product is annotated as transferrin. Gene Ontology annotation, cellular component: extracellular region; recycling endosome; plasma membrane. The transcript is spliced from 10 exons. Lineage: Eukaryota; Metazoa; Arthropoda; Insecta; Hymenoptera; Colletidae. The record is from RefSeq and is a predicted model, not a curated record. Gene Ontology annotation, biological process: iron ion transport. The coding region runs from base 66 to 2228 and encodes 720 amino acids.
UCGUGGAGUCUCCUGGCCGUUCCUCGCGACGAUCAUAGUUGUUUAACUGGCUUUCGCUUCGAACCAUGAGCUUCGGAUUUCGCGUUUUGUUCGCCGCACUCGCGGCGCUCGCGAUCGCUGACGAGCCUAUCUUCGCCACGGCUGAAAACGAUGCUCCCUCCGGGCGUGUUUUCACGAUAUGCGUGCCGGAAGUGUACUGGAAGGAUUGCGCGGACAUGAUGAAGGAUUCGGCCGAUAAAGGAAUUCCGGUUUCGUGCAUUUCUGGUCGCGAUCGGUACGAAUGCAUCGACAGAGUCGGGAAGAAGGAAGCGGACGUGGUGGCCGUCGAUCCCGAGGACAUGUAUCUGGUGGCAAAGAACAACGAGCUGGCCGCGAAAGCCGGGUACAGUGUCGUCGAACAGGUGAGAACCAAGGAGGAACCGGACGCGAUCUAUCGAUACGAAGCCGUGUGCGUGGUGCACAAAUACCUGGCCAUAAACAACGUGCAGGAACUGCGCGGAUUGAAGUCCUGUCACACGGGCGUGGGACGGAACGUUGGCUACAAAAUACCGAUCACCAAACUUACCGCCAUGGGGGUCUUGAACAACGUGAACGAUCCUCAGUACUCGGCUCGCGAGAACGAGCUUCGUGCUCUAAGCUCGCUCUUCUCCAAGGGAUGCUUGGUCGGCACCUGGUCGCCGGAUCCAGCAAUCAACCGACGACUCAAGGAAACCUACUCGAACAUGUGCGCUCUGUGCGAGAAGCCCAACGUCUGCGACUACCCUGAUAUUUAUUCGGGAUACGAGGGCGCAUUGCGGUGCCUCGCCCACAAUGGCGGCGACGUAGCCUGGACCAAGGUGAUCUACGUGAAACGUUUCUUCGGUUUACCGGUAGGCGUCACCCCGGCGGUACCCACGAACGAGAACCCGGCUGACUAUCGAUACUUCUGCCCGGACGGUACCAAAGUACCGAUCGACGCUAACACCAAGCCCUGCACCUGGGCAGCCAGACCCUGGCAGGGUUACAUGGCCAACGGGGCCGUCAGCGACACCCGGGCCUUGCAAAAGGAAUUGACGGAUCUCGGUAAACUUGGGGAGGAAGAAAAGGCGAGCUGGUGGAAGGACAUCAUGCUCCUGGACAACAAGACUCUGGCCGUACCAGCGCCGGUCGUGUCGCCCGAGAACCACCUGAAGAACUCGAAAUACUUGGACGUGAUCGAGAGGGACUCCGGAUCCGUGGGCAAACUUGCUCGCUGGUGCGUUUGGAGCCAGGGGGCGCUCGACAAGUGCAAUGCUGUUGCCAAAGCGGCGUUCUCGAGAGACGUCAGGCCAAAGCUCGAGUGCAAGAUGGAGAAGGACGAGGACGCGUGCUUGAAAGCCGUUAAGGAAGACAAGGCCGAUCUGGUGGUAGUCGAGGGAGGCUCGGUCGCACGAGCGAUCAAAGACUAUAACGCGGUUCCCAUAAUCGCGGAAACUUACGGACAGGGCACGACGAACCACAGCGAGAGACCGGCGGUCGCGGUCGUCAAAGAGUCCAGCGGGAUCAGCAAACUCGAGGAUCUGAGGCAAAAGAAGUCGUGUCACAGCGGAUACAAGGGUGACUUCGCCGGUUGGGACGCCCCGAUGCACGUGCUGAAGGAAAAAGGCUUGUUAAACAACACGGACGACGCGGGCGAGUUCUUCUCGGGAUCCUGUGCCCCGGGCGCGGACGUUAACUCGAAGCUCUGCGUUCAGUGCGUCGGUAGCGCCAUGUCCGACGACGAUCAAGUUCGACGGGCCACCAAGUGCAAACCUAACAACUCAGAAGCGUUCAAGGGUGGCGAAGGAGCCCUGAAGUGUCUGUUGUCGGGUCAAGGAGACGUGGCGUUCGUGCCGUUUACCGCCUUGGCAAAUAUCGAGAAACUAGGUCCAUCGGACAAACCAAAGGAGAAGUGCGAAUUGCUCUGCCCUGGAGGCAACCGUGCGCCCCUCGACGACUGGACAGCGUGUAACUUUGGCGUGGAGCCGCCACGAGUGGUCCUCUGCUCCGGUGAUAAGUCUGUAAACGCUCGGGAGGAAUUCACCCACGGCAUAUUGGCCGCGAGCUCCCUCUACGCGAAACGACCGGAUCUUCUGCACCUGUUUGGCACUUGGGCCGACGUGUCGAACUCAUUGUUCAAGGACGACGCCAAGGGACUCGUGUCCAUCGACAAAUCGUGGAACAAGUGGAACGAAUGGCAGGAAACCAAACAGAAAUACGGUUUGGCUUGAUAAACGAAACCUCGCCCCCGUUGGAUCGACACGAAAUAAAACUUUAUAACGACAGUUUAAACCGAAUUAAUUCGUUCAUAUCGAGACUAUUAUUAUGUUUCAUUUGUUUCCCAUUAGUAGCUAUCUAACAUUCCAGCUUCUUUUUUAGUUGGUGUGAGAAAUAUACACUUAAUUCUUCAGAAAAGGAGAACUCGCUUUAUCGUUUUGCGCGUAUCUUUUGCUUCGAAAGAGCGUUCGAAAAUCGACCUUUUUUUUAAUGUUUCAGUGUUUGAAUACAGUAAACAACAUAUAUAUGUUUUAUAUAUUUGCGUAACACAAUCGCAACGCUGAUAAUGCAUACCCAUGUUAAAGGAAUAUAUGUUUGUCUUUUCAUAAAAA